Molecule: messenger RNA, 1517 nt
Organism: Agrilus planipennis (emerald ash borer)
Lineage: Eukaryota; Metazoa; Arthropoda; Insecta; Coleoptera; Buprestidae
Gene: Faa
Product: fumarylacetoacetase
Exons: 10
Coding region: 214-1467 (417 amino acids)
Biological process (GO): homogentisate catabolic process; L-phenylalanine catabolic process; L-tyrosine catabolic process
Molecular function (GO): fumarylacetoacetase activity
Source: RefSeq, a predicted model, not a curated record
CUGUCAUGCUGCUGAUGACAAUUUCUUGUUAGUGCAUCUUAGUUAAAAGAAAAAAUUCCACGACAACUUGUUUAGAUACUUGAUUUAACUUAUUUUUCAUAUAUUUAACGCAAGAAUUUAUCACAAAGUAAAAUAUUCAAAUAAUAUGCAUGACCUUCCUGGGAAAGGAAAACAGCUACAGAUACAUAGGUCUUUAUAAGAUAGUGCACGAGAAUGAAGUGCUUCAUAGAUUAUCAACAAGAUACGCCAUUUCCAAUUCAAAAUAUUCCUUACGGAGUUUUCUCGACAAAAGAGAAUCCUAUUCAUCGUAUUGGAGUCGCAAUUGGAGAAUGGAUUUUAGACUUGAACGAAAUAGCCCAUUUAUUCAGUGGACCAGAGCUGCACAAUAGGCAAUAUAUAUUUAAAGAGACAACCCUUAAUAGUUUUAUGGCACUUGGACCAAAGGCAUGGAAAGAAGCAAGAGAAAGAAUUCAAACUUUACUUUCUGACAAUUGUCCUACAUUAAAAAAUGAUCAAAGUCUACUUGAAAGAGCUUUAGUUCGUCAAGCUAACGCUACUCUACAUUUGCCGGCGCACAUUGGAGAUUAUACUGAUUUUUAUGCAUCGAUUCACCAUGCAACAAACGUAGGAACAAUGUUCAGAGGAAAAGACAACGCUCUUCCACCAAACUGGAAACACUUACCGAUUGGCUACCAUGGAAGGGCUAGUUCUGUCGUUAUAACUGGAACGCCUAUAAAAAGACCAUGCGGUCAGAGCAUACCCUCAGAUGGCGCCGAUCCCGUUUUUGGCCCUAGUAAGCUGUUAGAUUUCGAAUUAGAAGUUGCAUUUUUUGUGGGCGGAGCACCUACCAAGUUAGGUGAACCGAUAAAUAUUUCUAAUGCCCACGAACACAUCUUCGGAUUUGUUUUAAUGAACGACUGGAGUGCUAGAGACAUUCAAAAAUGGGAGUAUGUGCCACUGGGUCCCUUUACUGCGAAAAACUUUGGAACAACCAUUUCUCCAUGGAUUGUUACAACCCUUGCUUUACAGCCAUUUUUAACAGACAAUUUUCAACAAAAUCCACAACCCCUACCCUAUCUUCGACACACCGAUAAAUUUAACUAUGACAUUCAAUUAGAAGUGGCAUUAUGUCCAAAAGCAUCAAUACCGACUACUAUUUGUCGAUCAAACUAUAAAUAUUUGUACUGGACAUCGAAACAACAACUCACUCAUCACACAGUUACUGGAUGUAAUGUUAAUCCUGGAGAUUUGAUGGCUAGUGGUACUAUAAGUGGCGAGGUUCCAGAAUCAUAUGGAUCUUUACUAGAAUUAUCAUGGAAAGGUUCUAAGCCAUUAAAAUUAAACGAUGGAACCGAAAGAAAAUUUUUACAGGACGGCGAUACAUUAACUAUAACAGGUUUCUGCCAAGGAAAUGGUUACAGGAUCGGUUUUGGAAUCUGUGAGGGAACAAUUCUGCCCAGCUAUUGAUCUAUAAUGUUGAUGUGUACAAUUAAAAAUAAAUAUGUAAUUGACAACGA